Zophobas morio is the source of this 1882-nucleotide messenger RNA. RefSeq names its product glypican-4 (gene dlp). Gene Ontology annotation, biological process: cell migration; regulation of signal transduction; regulation of protein localization to membrane. Bases 1 to 1740 code for a protein of 579 amino acids. The record is from RefSeq and is a predicted model, not a curated record. The transcript has 5 exons. Gene Ontology annotation, cellular component: plasma membrane; cell surface; extracellular region. NCBI's taxonomy places the organism in Eukaryota, Metazoa, Arthropoda, Insecta, Coleoptera, Tenebrionidae.
AUGGCUGUGAUUCAAAGGACUGAGUGCCGGGGGCUGAGUAUACGACUUCUGAGACAGGGUAUCAUCUGGGGGCUGCUGCUAGGGGCGGCGCGGUGCGGGCCCCCGGGCUGCGAGCAGGCGAAGAAAGACGCGGAGGCGGCAAGUCUUCCGGGAACGUGGCUGCAAGACAAGCCAGGGGGGGAAACAUGCGGCAGUAACUCCUGUUGUUCAAAAGAUGCCGAGCAAGAAAUGUACAUCCAAAGCAGACGCCACCUCGACCACUUCCUCAAAGACUCCAUCACCAAACUCUCGUCGUUAAUCGACACCCGGGCCAAAAAAUUCGACGGUCAAUUCCGUGACAUGAUGAACACCUCCAAGAUCGAAUUCCACGAGAUGUUCCAGAAAACCUACGGUAAAAUCUACCUGCAGAACUCGGACGUGUUCAGCGACUUCUUCAAAGAGCUCGAGGCGUACUACAAGAAGGGCUCCACCCGGCUGUCCGACACACUCGAAGCCUUCUUCGUCGUGCUGUACCAGCGCAUGUUCACGGUGAUCAACGCCCAGUAUUCCUUCGACGAGAAGUACCUCGACUGCGUCUCGGGCCACAUGGACGACCUCAAGCCCUUCGGCGACGUGCCGCGCAAGUUCACCCUCCAGCUGAAGAGGUCGUUCAUCGCCACCAGGACGUACCAUAAAGCCUUGUCGACGGCGGCGGAAGCCGCGAGGAAGCUCGUCAAUGUGGGGAUCGACAAGGAGUGCGAGAAGGAAGUCGUGCGAAUGCGGUAUUGUGGAAGUUGUAGUGGGCUGCGGGGGAUGGGGACCUGCUCGAAUUACUGCUCGACGGUGUUGCAGGGGUGCUUGAGGCACCACGUGGCUUUUAGUGCGGAGUGGGAUAACUUUGUAGAUGCGCUCGACAAGGUCGCCGACCGCCUCGUCGGUCCCUACAACAUCGAAAUCGUCGUGGAGCCCCUCAACAUCAAGAUCUCCGAAGCCAUCAUGAACUUCCAAGAGAGCGGCACCGAAGUCUCGCAGAAGAUCUACACUUAUUGCGGCAAACCAGCUCUGAACCGACGAAAAAGGAAAACGAAAUUCAGCGACGACGAGCUCGAGGACAACGCCGCCUACGAGGUGAAAUACUCCCCGUUGAAGAAGGUGGGCCACAAGAAGAAGAAAAACAAGAAGCACGAAGAGGAGGACGAAGGACCGAGCUUGGAGAGACUCAUCAAAGACAUCAAGACGAAGGUCCGCGAGACGCGCCAGUUCUGGGCCAACUUGCCCUACCAGUUCUGCAACAACCUCACGGCGCCCCCCAGCGCCAACGGCAAGUGCUGGAACGGCACCGCCAUCGGCGACUACGAGCCCCCCGGCAAGCCGCCGGCCGGCAACUCGUCCGUCGUCAAGGACCAGAUCUACGUGCUGCAGCUGUUCACCGACCAGCUGCGCAAAGCCUACCACGGCGACGAAGUAGAGUUUUUUGAUGACGACACCGAGGACACGCUCGACGGCUCGGGCUCCGGCUCCGGCGACUUCGAGAUCGACAGCGCCGAGAGCGAGGAGCCCAAGCUCGUGCCCAAAGUCGAGGACGAGUUCGAGGCCAUCGACGAGGUGCCGGGGCCGCAGCCGCCCCCCAGCACGGCGGCGCCCGACGCGCCGCGGGCGGCCGGGGGCGCCGCCACCAUGUCGCUCAACCGCGCGCUGGCGCAGUUCCUGCUGCCCAUCGUGCUGGUCUGGUUCGGGGGUGCCAUAUCGGACUUGCUGUGAUAAGUUGUAAAUAAGUGAGAGGGCCAAGUGAGAGACUCGACGCUUGACUUUUUGUGUACAUGUUUUGUAACAUUUUCCAUGUAAUGUGAAGUUUAGAUGUAUUUAUAUUAACAGAAAAAGAAAAUAUACGAGAUACAUUUUU